AUGUCGGCUGCGCUACGCUUCGUGGUGCAUAGUGGAUGGGGCAUACUGCUCCACAGCGAGCAAAUGCGAUUCAACCAGAGGUUGACAGAUAAUGUGGGAGUCUAUUCAAGGCUUAUCGAGAGCAAACUUGAUUCAGGACAAAGCGCGUGGGGUUUGUUUCACGCGAGAGAUGCGGUAAGAGAGUCUGGAAAGAAGUGGAAUUUUGCGCAGCUUCUUUCAAACCACCGAUACUGCAAAAGCAGUGAUCCUCGUGGCAUGGUUUAUGCUCUCCAGGGAGUGGCGCGAAAGGCUCGCAGGCCGUUCGAUACCCAACCUAAGCUCUUAGAUAUCGAUUAUCGAAUCUCUGUUCAGCAACUCUACACUCGGACAGCUAAAGAAUUGCUUCGAGCCUGGGGCGACUUGGGAUUUCUCGCCCAGAGAGAGCAGCAAUCCCGUACUCGAAUUGUUGGACUGCCUUCAUGGGUUCCUGAUUACAGCGUUGAGCUAAUGCCUAAACCACUCUAUAAAAGGGGGCCGAACUGCAACUGGUGCGCUUCCGGUGCAAUCAAAUGGAGGCAAGACGAUCGAGACCUCGAAGACAGACUGCUAGAGGUGCAGGGCAUGUCCGUUGGAGCAGUCGAAGCGACGGCAGCAGAUCCAACUCGUCUAGGCGAGGAAGACCUGCAUAUGUUUUAG
Molecule: messenger RNA, 675 nt
Organism: Endocarpon pusillum Z07020
Lineage: Eukaryota; Fungi; Ascomycota; Eurotiomycetes; Verrucariales; Verrucariaceae
Exons: 1
Coding region: 1-675 (224 amino acids)
Source: RefSeq, a predicted model, not a curated record